GGCGCAACCCUCACCGAGAGAUACAGAGGCUGGGUCGACGAUCUCCAGCUUGCCAAGGUCAAUCUAGCCUCCAGGCGGCCGAAAGAGCAAUAAUUGUGUUUCAUCCAUGUCUAACGCUGUUCAACAGCGAGAAAAAAAAAGCAAAACGAAGUUGUAGAACGAUCGUUUCUGAUGCAUGAAGUUGAUGGCGCUUGGCAACAUUUUUGAGCCGCCACGUGCGGAGGUCUUAAAGGUGGUCGCUGCCUGAAUCCGUCGCUUUCUUUCCGUCUCUUUGUCGUUGCCCGUUCCGAGGGGCGAGGGUGUUCUUAGCUGUUUGUGCGAGUCGAUCUCGUCUAGUCACUCUUUACAAGGAUACCUUAGCUUCCUCCUUCCAUUCCUUUCGAAUUUGUGCCUGCACCCGAUGGCAGGCACUUCUCAAGCACCCUACUUCCAGGGUGAUUCUCAGUCCACCACCAACCUUCUUUCUCCUGGUCCCUCCAACCCUAGAGGGCCUCCGUCUAUACGAAGUGUUGCCAGCUCUGCUUCCUUUCAAAGUGAUUCCCACUAUGCUUCAUCUUUAGGCGAUCCUCGGGGUAAAGGGCCUCUCCCUCCCUCUAUUUCAGACAAGGUGAGCGUCUUCCCUGCUGUACCCUUCUUAGCUGUUCGCAAUGUCUCCCGAUCCUUCUGCAUGGGGUGGUGCGUUAUCAAUGGACGUACGUGAAGCAGAUGACCACCUCCACACUCCCGAUCCCAGACGGGACAGGAAGAUCGAUCAAGGUGGUACCAUCUUUACUUGUCGUGGUAUCGCCAAUCUUGGCUGUCUGCUGUUUCUCGGCCUUGGAAUGGCGACACUUUUUGCCGCUUGGCCUUUGGUAACGCAUUUUACGAAGAAGCCAAUCUCGAACAAUGGUGGCUUCAACCUUGGAGGUACCAAUGCCACUGGUCAAGUCCCGUCUAUGGCCGGCAACUGGGGUCUUAUAGAUUUAGAAACACCCAAGGAAGCUUACACAAAGCUCGACUAUCAUACUGGAAAGGACUGGCAACUCAUCUUCAGUGACGAGUUCAACGUUGAGGGUCGCUCUUUCUAUCCUGGCGACGACCCAUAUUGGGAGGCUGUCGACUUGCACUAUUGGCAGACAAACAAUAUGGAGUGGUACGAUCCAGCCGCCAUUACAACUAGGAACGGCUCAUUGGAGAUUACUUUGUCUGCGACACCCAAUCAUGGAAUGAACUAUACCGGUGGAAUGAUGUCAACUUGGAACAAGUUCUGCUUCACGGGCGGUCUGAUCGAGACGUCGGUCGUUUUGCCUGGCGCUAACAAUAUCGUCGGUCUUUGGCCUGCUAUCUGGACUAUGGGAAAUUUGGGUCGUGCAGGAUUUGGUGCAAGUCUGGAGGGCAUGUGGCCUUACACAUACGACUCAUGCGAUGUUGGGACAGUUGCCAACCAAACUCUUAAUGGACUUCCGCUUGCUGCUAUUGAGAAAGGAGACGAAGCAGAAGGCGGUGUUCUGUCUUUCCUCCCUGGACAACGACUUUCUCGCUGCACCUGUCCUGGAGAGUCGCAUCCCGGCCCCAUACACUCUGAUGGCACUUAUGUCGGACGUUCUGCCCCCGAAAUUGAUAUUUUCGAAGCACAGAUCACCGGAGACCCACUAUCGGGUCAAGUGUCUCAAUCUUGCCAAUUCGGACCUUUCAAUGCCGAAUAUAAAUGGCUCAACACAACAGACAACCUCGUCAUCCCGAAUACGACGCUUAGCUUCCUUAACCCCUACCGGGGUGGUGCCUUCCAGCAGGCUACUUCAGUUGUGACAGAAACGAACCAAGAGGCAUAUGAAGAUACAGGAAAUGUGUACUCAAUUUACGGUUUUCAGUAUAAGCCAGGAUUUGAGGACGCUUAUAUCUCAUGGAUCUCCGACGGUCAACUUGUUUGGACGCUCAUGCAGUCUGGUAUGGCAGCCGAUACUCAAGCUGAGAUUGGCCCUCGUCCUAUCCCCCAAGAGCCCAUGUAUAUCAUUGCCAACCUUGGAAUGUCAAGAAACUUUGGUUUCGUCGAUCUUGAACACCUGCAUUUCCCUGCGAUCAUGAAGGUUGACUGGGUUCGUGUAUACCAAGAUCCAGACAACAUGAACAUUGGCUGCGAUCCUCCAGAUUUCCCUACGGCUACGUACAUUCAGGAAUACCUUGAUUCGUAUACGAACCCCAAUCUCACUACGUGGCGGGACGAUUAUGGCCAACCAUUCCCGAAGAACUCAUUCCUUGGUCAAUGCUGAGCUGAAACGUGCAUCUACUAGGUCUUCUUGCUUACAUCAUUUCAUUUCGUUCAAUUCUUCACAUACCCUAGAACGCAUUCGUCCAUACCCGCGCACAUCAUCAUGCAAGGUUUUGUUGGGACACUCACACAUUUCAUCAUCAUCUGCUAACAUACAAUCGCAUUCAACGGUCGUACUCAUUCACGUGUUUGGAGUCAUUGACGGGACCAGGAUAUACUACUGCUUUACAUUUGUUAAAGGAAUUUCUAAUAUCAUGCAUUUGUCGUAUCGAGGUGUGCUUUCCAUGCGGCAAUUGCAUAUAGCAAGU
Somion occarium is the source of this 2556-nucleotide messenger RNA. NCBI's taxonomy places the organism in Eukaryota, Fungi, Basidiomycota, Agaricomycetes, Polyporales, Cerrenaceae. The record is from the annotation of a GenBank genome assembly.